AUAUGUCGCUGCUUAGCACAAACUUUGAAUAAUGGCACAGGUAGCACUAAUCACCGGUUCUACAAGUGGUAUAGGCCUAGGUAUCGCACGAGCACUGGCAAGCAAAGGCCGUUCCAUUCUCAUUACGGGGUUUGGUAAUGAUCAACUGAUACACAAACACAAGACAGAGAUUGAAAGGUAUUGCCUCCAUAAAUGUUCUUCUACUAUCUUUAAUUACAAUGUUCCAGUUACCUACAUAGGAGGCGAUCUAUCUCGAGAGGACGAUGUGAUUGGUAUAUGUAACCAGGUACGAUCUCACUACCCAGGAGGUGUGGAUAUAUUAGUUAACAAUGCUGAAAGAACACAAACUGACAAUGUUCAUGGUUUCCGGAUUCUCAAUUCCUUCAAUUUCUUCCACUCGGCAAUUUGUGAAUAUAGUUUACUUUUAUUGUUCUUUUUUCAAGGUUUCCAGUUCAUUAGUCCAGUGGAAGAUUUCCCUCUCGAUAAAUGGAAUUCCAUGAUAUCAGUGAUGCUAACCGCUCCGUUUCUUCUCACUCAAAACCUUUUACCGGGUAUGAGGACGAAAGGAUGGGGUCGUAUCAUCAAUAUUUCAUCCGUUCAUGGUCACGUGGCUUCUAUCAACAAAUCAGCUUACGUCACAGCUAAACACGGUAUCCAAGGACUUACAAAGGUGGUUGCCUUGGAAACGGCAAGGUCAGGGGUCACGUGCAAUGCUAUAUGUCCCGGAUGGGUCUCAACAGAACUGUUUGAAAAGCAAGUAGACGAAAUAUCAGAGCAGAGAGGGAUUUCUUGGCAAGACGCAAAGGAGGUUCUGUUGGAGAAGCACCCAUCUAAAGAAUGUACCACGAUGGAGCAGGUCGGUGAAGCAGUGAAUUUCAUCUGUUCAUCAGCUUGUGAUAAUAUGACUGGAUCAUCAUUGGUCCUAGAUGGAGGAUGGACUGCAGUCUAAACCAUCCCAGCAUUGUGGACCAGACCCGAAACCAGGGUGGACCAGAUCAUGAUCUAAGACUAAGUCUAGACUGGGAUUGAAAAGAGAGCAACGUGGACCAGAGUGAACCAGGGGCCUGUUUCAUUAAACUUGUUAUCAAUAACAAAUGCUAAACUUUUUCUAAUACAAAUUUUAUCUCAGCCAAUCAAACGCCACGAUUUCAGUAGCUUAUAACAGUUAUUGUAAUUUGUUAUUGAUAACAUGUUCUAUGAAACAGGGCACAGGUCAUGUUUAUGGACUAAGUCUAGACUGGGAUUGAAAAGAGAACAUCUUUACCAGAGACCUGGAUCUGUAAAUUGUAUAAUAAUAUUUACAGGUCCCUGCAUAAUAUUCUAGUAUUCCCUUUUAUAAAUGGUGACGUGGUUUCUAAUCAAAAUAUGAUUGGUAGAGAGCGGUCAUGUGAACAGUUAUAAAAUGGAAGCUUACAAUUUGUGAAAGGGACAUGUUCUCUUAAAAGAAUCCUUGAUAUAUUACAAGUAUUGCAGUUCAUAUUGUGCAGUAGAAACACAUACUUCAAGUUAUACUUCAAGUUCAGGAAAACCUUACAUUAUGCGCACAUUGAUAACUCAUGUCAAGUUUCAUAGCUUGAUUAGCAUGGAGUGUUAUAACAUAUGACCAGUGUCAUGACUAGUUUUGUCUAAUUUUUGCUCAGACUGCAUGGAAAAAGGAAGCAAAUUUAUCCUCUUGAUAAUGAACAAGGUUGUAAAUAAACAUGUAAACAUGUCAUAUACGAAGAUUUUUUUUUUCUUGUAGUUUGUUUCUCCUUUUCAAAUCUCUCUCCAUCUGGCUCUUUCUCCAUUUUCCUUUCUCAUCCUCGGCACAUUUCUCCUCUCCUAGCUUUGAUAUAUCUUAAGAGUUAUUUUGCUUAAAUUCUGCCAGUCUGAAUUCAUGGUGUAUAAAUUAUGUCCCAAACUUGCUUUUGAAUGAUUAAAUUAAAGGUCAUCAAAGGAAAAGUGUACCAAUGUUUUGUUUUUGUAUUAUUUCCUAGACAGAUUGUACAAAUUAGAAGAAGUCUGGCAGCUACUGUGCCAGACUUUUUGUUUCAUUCAAAAGCAAGAAGCUAAUUAAGAGUUGAUCACCAUGUAUAGAAAUGUAUACAUUUUUUUAUCAUCAUCAUUGGUCCGUUUAUCACCUUAAUUAACCCUUCCUCCUUCUCAUCACCAUCAUUACUAUCAUCAUCACCAUUUCCAUUGU
Strongylocentrotus purpuratus (purple sea urchin) is the source of this 2182-nucleotide messenger RNA. RefSeq names its product D-beta-hydroxybutyrate dehydrogenase-like. The record is from RefSeq and is a predicted model, not a curated record. Bases 32 to 949 code for a protein of 305 amino acids. The transcript has 8 exons. Gene Ontology annotation, molecular function: oxidoreductase activity. Lineage: Eukaryota; Metazoa; Echinodermata; Echinoidea; Camarodonta; Strongylocentrotidae.